AAACUCAAGCAGAUUUAAAUCACAAUGUAGAGAGAGAAAAAUCAAAUAAAUUCAAAACGAAACCAGCAAACACUCACUCUCUCUCUCUCUUUCUCUUUCUUUCUUUGCAUUUUUAGCUCAAUCUUCACUUCACUCCGGCUGAGAUUUUCUCAGUUCCGAUCGCUAGCAUUUGGAUCUAACGGCGCCGUUUUGGAUCUUGAAGCACUUGGAUGUGUGUCAGUGGUAGGUUUUUGGUCAGGUAGUUGAUCAGAUCGGUGGACAUAAUGGCGGAGGUUUCCGGUGACGGAGUUGCUUUGGCGGCGCCGGAGGUUAACGGAGGCGCUUCUGUCACGGCGAAUCCGUCGGCGUCGUUGACGGUGUCGGCGUCUUUGAAGGAAGGAGGUAAGAGCUCGUCAAGGAGGCGAGCGUCGGUGAGGCCGAGCUUUGAUGCUGAUAAUGAGUUUAUUACGUUACUGCACGGGUCGGAUCCGGUCAAGGUGGAGUUGAAUCGGUUGGAGAAUGAAGUCAGAGAUAAGGACAGAGAAUUAGGGGAGGCGCAAGCGGAGAUCAAGGCUUUGAGAUUGUCUGAACGGUCAAGAGAGAAGGCUGUUGAAGAGCUUACUGAUGAACUCUCAAAGGUGGAGGAGAAGCUCAAGUUAGCAGAAUCUCUAAUUGAAAGCAAAAAUCUUGAAAUCAAGAAAAUUAAUGAUGAGAAGAAAGCCUCCAUGGCAGCUCAAUUUGCUGCUGAAGCCACACUUCGAAGAGUUCAUGCUGCUCAGAAGGACGAUGAUAUGCCUCCAAUUGAAGCUAUUCUUGCUCCCCUUGAGGCUGAGCUUAAGCUUGCUAGGCAAGAGAUUGCAAAGCUUCAAGAUGAUAACAAAGCUCUAGAUCGUCUAACCAAGUCCAAAGAAGCAGCUUUACUUGAAGCUGAGAGGACUGUUCAGGUUGCCUUGGCUAAGGCGUCUAUGGUAGAUGAUCUCCAAAACAAAAACCAAGAGUUAAUGAAACAGAUAGAGAUUUGCCAGGAAGAAAACAAAAUUUUGGAUAAGAUGCAUCGACAAAAGGUUGCAGAGGUUGAAAAGCUUACCCAGACUGUUCGUGAGCUUGAAGAGGCUGUUCUUGCUGGUGGUGCAGCUGCUAAUGCUGUGAGGGAUUACCAGAGGAAAGUUCAGGAGAUGAAUGAGGAAAGGAAAACUCUUGACAGGGAGCUGGCCCGUGCAAAGGUAACUGCAAACAGGGUGGCCACAGUUGUAGCCAAUGAAUGGAAAGAUGCUAACGACAAAGUGAUGCCUGUGAAACAGUGGCUUGAGGAACGGAGAUUCUUGCAGGGAGAAAUGCAGCAACUUCGUGACAAGCUUGCUAUAACCGAGCGAACUGCCAAGUCUGAAGCACAGUUGAAAGAAAAGUAUCAUCUGCGGCUCAAAGUGCUAGAGGACAGUUUGAGAGGAUCUUCAAAUGGUACUGGUCGCAGUACACCGGAGGGUAGAAGUGUCAGCAAUGGGCCUUCUCGUCGUCAGUCACUGGGUGGAGCUGAUAACAUCUCUAAGCUAACCUCCAAUGGCUUUUUGUCGAAAAGAACACCAUCUCAGUUGAGAUCACUGUCUUCUAGUAGUAGUUCAAUGCUGAAGCAUGCUAAAGGAACAUCAAGAUCAUUUGAUGGAGGCACAAGAUCAUUAGACAGGAGUAAAUUGCUUUUAAAUGGACCAUUCAAUCAGUCUUGUGAUGCAACCAAGGACGAUGAAACACCUAAUACUUGGAAAGGAAAUCUCGAUGACAAGUCCAAUGAAUUCCAAUCAGCUGAUACUGAGGAUAGCGUUCCUGGAGUAUUGUAUGACUUGCUGCAGAAAGAAGUCAUAUCUUUGAGGAAAACUGGUCAUGAGAAAGAUCAAAGCCUCAAAGAUAAGGAUGAUGCUAUUGAGAUGUUAGCAAAGAAAGUAGAGACAUUAACUAAGGCAAUGGAGGUUGAGGCAAAGAAGAUGAGAAGGGAAGUAGCUGCAAUGGAGAAGGAGGUAGCUGCGAUGCGUGUGGAGAAAGAACAUGAAAAUAGGGCCAAGCGGUUUGGUAAUACCAAAGGUCCUGUUAGCAGUGCUCAGCUGCUUCCUGGAAGAAGUGUAUCAAGAAGUGGGUUGACACGGAGUACACAAUGACGAAAAGUGGCAGGGGCAUCAGCAGUACGGAGUAAAUCUGCAUAGGCCUUGUUUGUUUUGCCCCUUUCUUAUUUUUUAUUUUCUGUUUCUCCCUUGGUGAUUGAUUAUAAGAUUGUAACUUGCAUGCCGAAGACCCUGUCUAUGUUUGUUCAGUGGAAACUUUCUGAGAAAAGAGAGAGAUUAGAACAAAAUCAGAGGAAGAAAUCAUCGGUGUGCAACUGACAUAGAAAACUCUUAAAUUCCUCUGCCUAGAAAGAAAAGAAAACAAAGGAAGUAAAUUGACCUUGGGCUAACCUUUUUGUCAGGUAUUUCUACUUAUAUAAUUUGAUUGGGCAGUGGUUGUGUGGUUAUUGUAUAGGUACCUUAUUGGAUUUUUUUUCCCUUUUGCUGGUUCCUAUUUAAAUUUGUAAUCUGCAGCAGCUAGUGCCAUUGUUGGUUGUUAAUAUUCUUGUAAUCAGAUCAAAGAAUCAGAUCUUACUAUGUUUGUGUUGUUCAUUUGGCGGUUCUAUAUUAAUGAUGCCAGAAUAUGGACAAUUCUGUGA
Messenger RNA from Mangifera indica (mango), 2668 nucleotides. Its product is annotated as microtubule-associated protein 70-2-like. Gene Ontology annotation, molecular function: microtubule binding. Gene Ontology annotation, biological process: cytoskeleton organization. The record is from RefSeq and is a predicted model, not a curated record. Lineage: Eukaryota; Viridiplantae; Streptophyta; Magnoliopsida; Sapindales; Anacardiaceae. The transcript is spliced from 11 exons. Bases 264 to 2126 code for a protein of 620 amino acids.